Messenger RNA from Pongo pygmaeus (Bornean orangutan), 5217 nucleotides. RefSeq names its product homeobox D4 (gene HOXD4). Gene Ontology annotation, cellular component: nucleoplasm; nucleus. NCBI's taxonomy places the organism in Eukaryota, Metazoa, Chordata, Mammalia, Primates, Hominidae. Gene Ontology annotation, molecular function: RNA polymerase II cis-regulatory region sequence-specific DNA binding; DNA-binding transcription factor activity, RNA polymerase II-specific. The coding region runs from base 1309 to 2076 and encodes 255 amino acids. The record is from RefSeq and is a predicted model, not a curated record. The transcript has 2 exons. Gene Ontology annotation, biological process: anterior/posterior pattern specification; positive regulation of transcription by RNA polymerase II; embryonic skeletal system morphogenesis.
GUUGUAACGUUGUCUAUAUAUACCCUGUAGAACCGAAUUUGUGUGGUAUCCAUAUAGUCACAGAUUCGAUUCUAGGGGAAUAUAUGGUCGAUGCAAAAACUUCACGUUUCUUCGGAAUAGCCAGAGACCGAAGUGCGAAAUGGAGACUAGAAGCAGCCGGCGCUGGUCAGCCGCCUCUUUCUGUUUCAUUACCUUGGACUCCAGGAGGAUCAGCUCCGCCUGGUGACAUAGAGCAGCUUUUCCUCUCCAGAAGCUCCUCACCUUUAAACAGAGUAUCCUCUGGGUGCUGAAAAGAAAGAAAGAAAGAGAGAGAGAGGGAAAGAGAGAAUGCAAGCCUAAUUGGUUGCAUGGAUGCAGGGCCAAAGGGCUCGGUUUUGGGGUACUAGGGAGUGAGGUGUAAGGCCAGUUUGCCCAGUCCCAGCUCUGCCCUCCAGGAACAUGAGGUGCAAAGGUACCCAAAUGGGGGCUUGCUUGUAUUUGGGGCCUGUGGGAAGAAAGCAAGCUUCGAAGAAGCCCAGUGGGGAGCUCUAGGGUGCAUUUUGACAAGGUGGGGGUGCCCUUGCCACCAUCCCAGCCCACCCCCAGCUACAUGGGCAAGGGCAGCGAGGGUCCCCUGCUAUUUUGGCAAGGCCCAGUUUUGGCUGGGAACCCCCGGGCCUGGGCACUGGUAGAAAGCAUGGCGGUUACUCAUUGCCUAAUUUGAUUCAAGCUGGCCAGAUUCUGGUAACUUUUGGGUGACCCUGAUGAAGACAAAGCCAGGACGGCGGCCUUUGUAUGGCAGAAUCCCUGCUCCCGCCGGCUGCAGGCAGGGCGGGCAGGCAGGAACCCUCCCUGCCUGGGGCACUCUGCCCAACUCAGAGGCGACUUCGCCCAGCCACCUUUCAUUGCUCUGUACCCUAAUAGGAGGAUUCAUUCUCCCUUGAGCUGUGCCUACUUGGUGUGGGUGGGGGGGUUGCAUUCAGCUGGGGGUGAGUGGAAGGGGCACGGAAGGUUGGCAAAAUCAGUGGCAGACAAAAGCUGGGAUUACCUGAGGGGAAUGGGGUGCUGGGGACUGGAACUACAUUAGUAUCUGGCAGGGGCUCUCAAAUGUGCCAUAGCAAGCUACUUGAUUACACGUAUGUUAUUUAGUUAAAUUUGUGAAAAUUAUGAGAUGCUCACCAACCCGGUGAUAAACUUGCUCCCUCGCCAUUGGCUGGCCUGGUCACAUGGCUGCCCAACUUUAUUCAGUUGACAGCAAGUAGGAGGGCCCUAUGGAAGGAGAAAAAAAGACAACACAGAAAAAUUAGUAUUUUCUACCUUCUGAAAUUAAUGGUCAUGAGUUCGUAUAUGGUGAACUCCAAGUAUGUGGACCCCAAGUUCCCUCCGUGCGAGGAGUAUUUGCAAGGCGGCUACCUAGGCGAGCAGGGCGCCGACUACUACGGCGGCGGCGCGCAGGGCGCAGACUUCCAGCCCCCGGGGCUCUACCCACGGCCCGACUUCGGUGAGCAGCCUUUCGGAGGCGGCGGCCCCGGGCCUGGCUCGGCGCUGCCUGCGCGGGGUCACGGACAAGAGCCAGGCGGCCCCGGCGGUCACUACGCCGCCCCAGGAGAGCCUUGCCCAGCGCCCCCGGCGCCUCCGCCGGCGCCCCUGCCUGGCGCCCGGGCCUGCAGUCAGUCCGACCCCAAGCAGCCGCCCCCCGGGACAGCACUCAAGCAGCCAGCCGUGGUCUACCCCUGGAUGAAGAAGGUGCACGUGAAUUCGGUGAACCCCAACUACACCGGUGGGGAACCCAAGCGGUCCCGAACGGCCUACACCCGGCAGCAAGUCCUAGAACUGGAAAAAGAAUUUCAUUUUAACAGGUAUCUGACAAGGCGCCGUCGGAUUGAAAUCGCUCAUACCCUGUGUCUGUCGGAGCGCCAGAUCAAGAUCUGGUUCCAGAACCGGAGGAUGAAGUGGAAAAAAGAUCAUAAGCUGCCCAACACCAAAGGCAGGUCAUCGUCCUCAUCUUCCUCCUCAUCUUGCUCCUCCUCAGUCGCCCCCAGCCAGCAUUUACAACCGAUGGCCAAAGACCACCAUACGGACCUGACGACCUUAUAGAAGUGGGGACCCUGGGCCCAUCUCUCCCUGCGCACCAGGCUGAGCCGAAGCUGCGGGGGCAGGCCGGGCCUGCUGUCACCUCGCUGGGCUCUAAGGUACUGUGGGGUGGACCUGGGACAAGCAGGCCGCCCUCGGACUAGGUUAGCAUCCUGCCCGAGGGCAGCCCCCUCCCUAGAGCGGGAUGGGGAUGGGAGGGGGGGCGGGAUUCUCUCUCUAAGUAUAUUAUAUGGCAGGAGCUACUGAGAACAUAAAAUCUUGGCGAGUCAUUAAACUCAUGAAAAUCACCGCUCAUGGAUUUUGAAUUUGCAAAUGAAGGUUGGAUGCUUUAUCCCACUGUGAGUUUGGACAUUCUCCCCCACUCCACCCCUCCAGGGCGCUUUGUGGCUUAAUAAUGUGGGGGAGUUGAGGCAGAAGGUUGGCCACCCCUGUGCUAGGUGCUUUCAGUGGAAGCCAGAGAGCUGGGUCAGGAUUUCUGAACUUUCUGGGUUGUCUAUGGAAUUUCGUGUGAUUAAAAAAUAUAUAUUUUGCUCCCAGUGGCCCCAUGUCCAAAGAAAUGGGUCUAAGAAGGAAGUAAAAAAGGGUUAUUUUAUGCUUAGAUAUUUACUUAAGUAUUUAUUUGUUGGGAAAUGUGGUACAGAAAUAACUGACACCUUCAUGCCAAAAAUCUUAAAAAGGUGAAAGGGGCUGAACUUCAGGGAGCAGAAUCAGAGAUAUGUGCACUUACUUCUGAAUUCCACCCCUCCCCACUCUCUGGAAAUGUGUGUAGGGGGCCCUUUACCCUUCCAGAAGGAAGCAAAGGAUUCACUCAAAGUUGCAUUCUUGAAAAUAUAUUUCCAUAUGUGUUUUUUUCAGCACUGUGCUUACAACCAGUUCUGGGUGAUUAAAGGAAAGGGAAAAAAACCAACAAAUGGUCCAACAUUUUCCUUCUGGGGAAAGAAAACAAAACCUCUAUGCACUGGGUCGUUAGAUAAUGACUGAAUUUUCUGUUCCAACUGGAUUCCAAAUGCCCUAAAUACCCUCACAUAGCAGUGUUUUACAGGAAUUAGUGUAUGGCCUGUGUAGGGGAGGGGCUGUGCAGUGGGGAGAAAGUGGGAAGGUAAGGAACUCUUGCUUUAAGAAGGAAAAAAAAAAAAAAAAAACCCUAAUUGAAUCUAGAAGUCCACAAAAGUUAGCCUUAGAGUUUUUUUUUCCCCCUGAAGUUUUAAUUUUUAAAAAACCAAAUUUAAGGAAGUUUUCCUCAGCUCAUUAGUUAGAAGCAGAAUUUGUAAAAGUAUAAAAGUUUUCAAGCACUCGUCUUUGCCUUGAGAAUAGUGGUUUUUUAAAGAAUCACUCUCAACAGGGGAGAUGUCCUCUAGUCGUUUUUCUUCUGCCUCUCCUGGGAAGGGUUCAAAGUUCAUUUUUCUAAAAUGCUGACCCUCAAGCAUAUGGAGGAAAAAGUCAAAGUUAAUGGCCAGAGUUCAUAUACUCAGAUGAAACCAGUCUUCCCAAGGCCUCAGGCUCCAAAAAAGGUUGUAGCUAUCAAAAAGUGACCAAAGUGGGAAAGGGAGAAAGGAUAAGCUUAAAACUUAAUUUUAAGAUCCAGAAGGGGGGUAUUUUUUUCAGUACUUCAAAAACACUUUAGAAAGUUUCUGUGGUAAUUUAAAAAAUAUAUUUAAGUGGGAGGGAAAAAAGAGUUUCUCUGUAGGCGUGUUCUUUGGCUGUGUCUCCUGAGAGCUGAGGGCAGGUAUUCACUGCAGUCCCUAGGCUGAAAUUCCGCUUCUCUAAAGUGUCUUCCAAGCCUUGGUCUUUUGUAUUAGACCCUGGGGACUGGUCUUUGUUCCUCCUUGGGGUGAGCCUGGCUCUCAGACUUGCACAUGGCAAUACUUGAAUAUCACCACGUCGGGAUAUUAAAGAUGGAUACUCGUGCAUUAUUCACAUCAUUGUUUCUAUGACAAAAAGCACAGAGUUCAUACAUAGUCAAGACGUCUUUUUUCUGACGCCCUCACGUUGAGAAGCUGAAAAGGUAUUUUACUGAAGUUCGGGUAAAUUACAGAAUCAGGUUCAUCCAGAGGACAAAUUUUCUAUUUGAUUAGCUGUAUUUCAGCCGGGAGGACUGACCUCUAAACCCUUAACCUUUUGGACUCUAACUACCCUUCUCUUCUUUUUUCCUCUCUAACAUGGAGAGCAGUCUUUGGAUGUACCAUUUGAAAGGAGCCGCUAUCCUUAGGCAAGUUGGAAAGUUGCUAAGCUUCUUUCCUAAAACCCAAAUCUGUCUAUACAUUGAACCUUCUCCUUGGGAAGGGGGAAAAGGUAUAUAUUUUCACAACAUCCAAUUACAUAUAUAUAAUAGAGAUUUGUUGUAUAGAUUUUCCCCCACCUCAGAAGUUCAGGUUACUCACCCCCAGCUUCAUACCAAAUACCACACAGGCUUAACUGACUGCAUCCCUGCCCCAGAGGAAAGCCAAGAAACAUGUUUUCAUGAGGAAAACCCAAGCUCCUUCUCAAACAUAGCCCCACUACUUUGGAAAGUAACUUAAUCAGAGAAACAACUUCUUUGUUUAUAAGUCUCAGCUCUCCUUCUCAGCUUGGAGGGAUUCUUUUGAAAUGUUAAUGGAGCCUGGAUGGCCCAGAGUGCAGCCCCCAACCCUGAGGUCCCAGUCAGACCCCAGCAUCCAUUUGGGCCCACAGGAGUGGGCCAGGGAAGGGAUAGGGACCUGCAACCACUUAGGGCAGGGAAGGAAAUGGGUUUCCAUCUGAGAACGUGCUUUGGAGAAAGCUAGGUGUGGAAAGGCUCCAAUGCCCAUUUGCUAUUAUUUGUUUCCAGUUUGUUCCUUUAAAUAUGAGCCAGAAGUGUUUGUGUUGGUGUUUUAAAAACAAAAACAAAAACCGUGUUGGGAUCCUGACUGGGGGAGGGGGAGAGUGAAGUGUUUGCUGAGGACGUUGCUCCUCUGACUCCCAUCUCACUUUGUCCAUCGCAGCCUUUUGUUGGGAGAUGACAUUGUCAGUCAGCCCAUGAUGUCUGUUCACACGAGAUGCUUUUUUAAUAGAAUUGACCAAUGUUUUGCUGCCACUGAUUAAAGUAUUAUUUAUACUAAUUGUUGCUUGUAGUUUUGAUGUAAUUCAUUGAUCUAUAUUUAAAAUAAUAAAAGGUGUAGCAAAAUC